Endocarpon pusillum Z07020 is the source of this 420-nucleotide messenger RNA. RefSeq lists its product as uncharacterized. Lineage: Eukaryota; Fungi; Ascomycota; Eurotiomycetes; Verrucariales; Verrucariaceae. Bases 1 to 420 code for a protein of 139 amino acids. The transcript has a single exon. The record is from RefSeq and is a predicted model, not a curated record.
AUGCCUGCCCCUGCACCUGCACUGAGCGACGAGCCUGCGGCAGGUAAAGCUGGUGGUGAUAGUGAUGACGCUGGUGAUGUCAACGAAGAGGAUGGAGAGGACGAAGAGGACGCAGAGGACAAAUAUAAUGAUGUCGAUGGUCCUGAUAGAGACGUGGGUGUGGACGACACGGAUGUAAUAACCGUAUCUGGUCCGGUCGCCACCACUAUGGUCGUGCUCACCUCUACGGAUGUGACUGCUGGAGGGAAAAUCAAGCCGGGCAUGGAUGUAGAUGCUCCUUGUUCACUGGAAGCAGUCGCAAUUGGGAAAGUCGAGGCGCCUAUGGGCGAAAGAGUCGUAACUUCCGUGAUCAAAAUAAUCGGGGCGCUCGUGGGCAGCGAACGAGACAUGUUGACGUAUAAUGAGAACAAAUUCCUCUGA